Euleptes europaea (tarantolino) is the source of this 3150-nucleotide messenger RNA. It is a transcript of the gene KIF11, whose product is annotated as kinesin family member 11. Gene Ontology annotation, cellular component: spindle microtubule; nucleus. Lineage: Eukaryota; Metazoa; Chordata; Lepidosauria; Squamata; Sphaerodactylidae. The record is from RefSeq and is a predicted model, not a curated record. Bases 1 to 3150 code for a protein of 1049 amino acids. Gene Ontology annotation, biological process: mitotic spindle assembly; microtubule-based movement. The transcript is spliced from 22 exons. Gene Ontology annotation, molecular function: microtubule binding; plus-end-directed microtubule motor activity; ATP binding.
AUGAGUUCCUUCGGCGCUACUGCCGUCAAGAAGGAGGAGAAAGGCAAGAACAUCCAGGUGGUGGUGAGAUGCAGGCCUUUCAGUAUUUCUGAGCGCAAAGCUAGUUCCUAUUCUGUAGUGGAGUGUGAACAUGCAAGGAAAGAAGUUGUUGUUCGCACUGGAGGGAUUACGGAUAAGACAGCAAGAAAGACUUACACGUUUGACAUGGUUUUUGGAGUUCAAGCUAAACAAAUUGAAGUGUACCGAAGUGUUAUGUGCCCCAUUUUGGAUGAAGUACUUAUGGGCUAUAACUGUACAGUGUUUGCAUAUGGUCAAACUGGUACAGGAAAGACCUUCACGAUGGAAGGGGAAAGAUCACCUAAUGAAGAAUAUACUUGGGAAGAGGAUCCACUAGCUGGCAUAAUUCCCCGUACACUGCACCAAAUAUUUGAAAAGCUUGGAGAAAGCGGGACAGAAUUUUCUCUGAAAGUGUCUCUGUUGGAAAUUUACAACGAGGAGCUCUUUGAUCUGUUGAAUCCAUCGCCAGAUGUUGGCGAAAAGCUACAGAUGUUUGACGACCCACGUAACAAGAGAGGUGUAAUCAUCAAGGGUUUGGAAGAAAUAACUGUGCACAACAAAGAUGAGGUCUAUCAGAUCUUAGAAAGGGGAGCAGCGAAAAGAACCACUGCCGCUACUAAUAUAAAUCAGUAUUCCAGCCGGUCCCACUCAGUGUUUUCAGUCACCUUGCAUAUGAAAGAAACGACGAUAGAUGGAGAAGAGCUUGUAAAAAUUGGGAAGCUAAAUUUGGUUGACCUGGCAGGGAGCGAAAACAUAGGACGUUCUGGAGCAGUUGACAAAAGAGCUCGAGAAGCUGGAAAUAUCAACCAGUCUUUGUUGACUCUGGGAAGAGUGAUUACCGCUCUUGUUGAAAGAACCCCACAUAUUCCAUAUAGGGAGUCGAAGCUCACUAGAAUCCUGCAGGACUCCCUUGGAGGACGCACGAAAACUUGCAUAAUUGCUACGGUUUCUCCAGCGUCAGCAAAUCUCGAGGAAAGUCUGAGUACUCUUGAAUAUGCUCAUAGAGCAAAGAAUAUAAUGAAUAAGCCUGAAGUGAACCAGAAGCUCACAAAGCGGGCACUUAUUAAGGAGUACACAGAAGAGAUUGAGCGCUUAAAACGAGAUCUUGCUUCUGCGAGAGAGAAAAAUGGAGUCUACAUUUCUCUGGAAAACUAUGAUGCUCUUCAUGGGAAGCUGACCGUCCAAGAAGAACAAAUUGCAGAGUACAUUGUGAAAAUUGCAACCAUGGAAGAAGAACUAAAAAGAAUCACUGAGUUAUUCACAGUUCACAAACAUGAACUUGAACAGUACAUAACAGAGCUACAGGUUAAGGGGAAAGAACUGGAAGACACUCAAAAGCACCUGGAAGUGACCAAGACUCGUCUUGCUGAAGAAGUGUUUGUGGCAUCAGUUUUGGAAGAUACAGAAGAAAAGCUUCACGGAACAGCCAAUAAGCUGCUUAGUACAGUGAAAGAAACUACCAAAGACGUGUCAGGUCUUCACGCGAAACUAGAUCGUAAAAAAGCUGUCGAUCAGCAUAAUACAGAAGCACAAACAAGAUUUACGGACCACAUGAAUGCUCUCUUCAACAAAAUGCAGAACUCUGUUAGCGAGAACUACUGGAAACAGCAGCAGACGCUCGACUACUAUACCGUCUCAGUGGGUGACUUACUCUCCGCUAGCUCGUCAGCCUUUGGAGUUACCGCAGCAGCUAUAGCUGAGGCGUUCAGUUCUGUAAAAGAGACGGUUGCCGCAGAAGUCUCUCUCUUUUCUGAAAAGCUGCUGAAGCAGGAAUCGCUGACGUCUGAAAUGAAAAACGAUCUGCAGAAACUGAUAGGAGAGCUGACAUCUGGAGUAUGCGGAGCGUUAGGCAAUCUUUCUCCUGUCAUAAAGCUUGUGCUGAGCAUAAAUUUUCAACUGCAAAAUAACCUGAAGGAAUAUUCAUUGUUGGCUGAGAAGAUGGAAGACCUCAAAGAGGAAACUACUGUCUUCUUCCAAAACCAUGCUCGUGAUUUGGGUAAACUGCAAGACGACAACUCUCAAAUGUUGGCUGAACUUUAUCAUAAUUCUGAAAAGUUGGAGAAGGAGAUGGAACUGGCAAGGCUGGCCCAUGAAAAGGAUAUAGCCCAGGUUGUGGCUUCUCUGCAACGAACCCAGCAGGAUAUCCGUGGACUGCAAGAGAAAGGUGGCAGCUUGAAGCAAAAUAUUUCUGCUGUACAGAAAAACCUAACACUGCAAACAGUGGGACUUGCCGACUCUGUCGCUUUCCAGCAGAACAACCUGACUCGGCCUCUGAGUGGCUUUUCCCAGGAGAUCAAGCAAUUGAGUGAAAAAAAUAUCAAAAUAUUGUUAGAUUCAGUUGGCCACUGUGAGAGUCUGGACAGCAGCCUAAAAAGUGUGUGCCAAGAAACCAGCAACUGGGGUGAAAUCGCAACCAAAAAAAUAGGCUGCCUCAUCGAUCAACAGACAGACUUCCUCAAGAGCAGGAAGGAACACCUGCACAGGUUCUGCAAGACUCUUGAUGACAACUGUGGUGUAUCGGCUGCUAAAAUCACAGGCUGCCUUGAUGGACAGAAGGGGGCUGCUGAGGUAGCCCUCAAGAGCGUCCUUGACCAGAUGCAGAAUGAUUACGAUGUGCUUUUGAAACAAAAAGAGGCGCUCCUCGAGGUAGCAGAAGACGGAUUAACUCGGGUCAAUGGCUUCAUAAGCAAGGAACUUCAAACGGACGUCCCGACAGGGGCCACCCCACAAAGAAAAGAUUACCGUUACCCAGUCACAAUUAGGAAAACGGAACCCCGUGAUCUCUUGCUGCAGACAUUAAGGAAACAGCAGCUGGAACUGGCAGCUGCCCAGAACGCUGUGGAACCCGUGACUGAAGAGGCCUUGGAUCAGGAGCCUUUGGAAGAGGAAACCAGAGACGCCAAUGAGAGCCUGUCAAGUGAAAAAUCCUUCCUGGAGACCAGCCUGCUCAUCCAUACCAACAGCGGUGUGCCUUUCUUCCAGCAUAAAAGGAGCUGCAAGAAGGAGAAAGAGAACAAACUGGCGGGCGUCUGCGACAAGAAGGAGGCAGACCAAUCGUCAAGGUCAAAAUAUCCAUUAAAAGAUCAGAAUUAA